GCGGCCGAUACCAGAAAGGACAAGUUUUCAAUCAAGACACAAGAAGACUUUUUUCACAGUGGAACUUUUUGAUUUGAAAUAAUUCUCCUUAAAUUCACUCUUGAGGAUUAUUGCUGGAUUUCUAAAUAUUUUUGCGGGAUUGUAUUACUUUUGCUCUGCUGUUUUCGUUAAGCAGGCAGCAGGUUGGUGCUUCAUUCACCAUGAAGUUGACAGGGAUAUUUUUGCUUCUGAUGUGUUGGAGCUGCGAGGGCGCGCGAGUUGCAGAGAGUCGAGACGACAAUAGCGUGUAUGACUUGUUUGAGCUGGUCAAAGUCCCGAAGAAGAACCAUGGGGUGACCCUGGUGAAAGGAGACGACCCGUACAGCCCCGCUUACAAGAUCCUCAACCCGGACCUGAUCCCCCCGGUCCCCGAGAGCGCCUUUAGGGACCUGAUCGACUCCAUCCACGCCGAGAGGGGGUUCCUCCUCCUGCUCAACUUCAAGCAGUUCAAGCGGACCAGGGGCUCCCUCCUGACCGUGGAGAAGAAGGACGGAUCCGGACCCGUGUUCGAGAUCGUCUCCAAUGGAAAGGCGAACACCCUCGACAUAGUUUUCUCCACCGAGAACAAGCAGCAGGUGGUUUCCAUUGAAGAUGCGGACCUGGCUACGGGGCAGUGGAAGAAUAUCACGCUGUUCGUGCAGGAGGACCGCGCGCAGCUGUACGCCGGAUGCGAGGAGGUGAACACCGCGGAGCUGGACGCGCCCAUCCAGAGCAUCCUCACCCUGGAGACCCCGGCCAGCUCCCAGCUCCGGAUCGGCAAGGGAGCCGUGAAGGACAGGUUCAUGGGGGUCCUACAAAACGUCCGGUUUGUGUUUGGAGCGUCACUGGAAGCGAUCCUGCGCAACAAAGGAUGCCAAAGCUCUAUAAGGACCGACUCCCUGGUCCUGGAGAACCUCAAUGGAUCCUCAGCAAUCAGAACAGAGUACACCGGACACAAGACUAAAGACCUGCAGAUGGUCUGUGGCUUCUCCUGUGAGGAUCUGAUCGGCAUGUUUAAGGAGCUGAAGGGCCUCGGUGUGGUGGUGAAGGAGCUGUCCAAUGAGCUCCGCCAGCUGACGGAUGAGAACAAGCUGAUUAAGAACCGCAUUGGCAUUCACAGCGGAGUCUGCAUCCACAACGGCAUCGUGCACAAGAACAGAGACGAGUGGACCGUGGAUGACUGCACCGAGUGCACUUGUCAGAACUCUGCUACCGUGUGCCGCAAGAUCUCUUGCCCCCUGCUCUCCUGUGCUAAUGCUACUAUUCCUGAUGGAGAGUGCUGCCCUCGCUGUGGAACACCGAGCGACUAUGCAGAAGACGGAUGGUCGCCGUGGUCUGAAUGGACCCAUUGUUCCGUGUCAUGUGGGCGGGGUAUCCAGCAGCGUGGGCGCUCUUGCGACCGUAUCAAUAGCAACUGCGAGGGCACCUCUGUGCAGACCCGCGACUGCUACCUCCAGGAGUGUGACAAGCGAUUCAAGCAGGACGGCAAUUGGAGCCAUUGGUCACCCUGGUCCUCCUGCUCCGUCACCUGUGGUGCUGGUGUGAUCACCCGUAUCCGCCUUUGCAACUCCCCCACCCCUCAGCUUGGAGGCAAGAACUGUGAGGGAGAAGGACGGCAAACUGAGAAGUGUGAGAAAUCUCCGUGCCCAAUCAAUGGUAACUGGGGACCCUGGGCUCCAUGGGACACCUGCACUCUCACCUGUGGAGGCGGUGUCCAGAAUCGAAAACGCCUGUGCAAUAACCCUGAAUCCAAAUACGGUGGCAAAGAGUGUAUCGGUAAUCCCAAAGACACCCAGAUGUGCAACAAGAUAGCCUGUCCAGUUGAUGGGUGCCUGUCCAACCCCUGCUUUGCUGGAGCCAAGUGCACCAGUUUACCUGAUGGGUCCUGGAAGUGCGGAAAGUGCCCAGCUGGCUACGCUGGCAAUGGUAUCAAGUGCAAAGAUGUUGAUGAGUGCAAGGAGGUCCCAGACGCUUGCUUUGAGUUUAAUGGCGUGCACCGCUGUGAGAACACUGAGCCUGGCUACAACUGUCUGCCAUGUCCUUCUCGCUACUCAGGACCCCAACCGUUUGGCAGAGGUGUGGAGCAGGCUGCUGCCAAGAAACAGGUGUGCACAGCCCGUAAUCCCUGCCUCGAUGGAAGCCAUGACUGCAACAAAAACGCCCGUUGUAACUACCUUGGACACUUUGCCGAUCCCAUGUUCCGCUGUGAGUGCAAGCCCGGCUAUGCUGGCAACGGCCAUAUCUGCGGAGAGGACACGGAUCUGGAUGGAUGGCCCAACUCUGACCUGGUGUGUGUGGAGAACGCCACCUACCACUGCAAGAAGGACAACUGUCCUAACCUCCCUAACUCUGGGCAAGAAGAUCACGAUAAGGAUGGCAUGGGAGAUGCCUGUGACAACGAUGAUGACAAUGAUGGCAUUCCUGACGAUAGGGACAACUGCCCAUUCGUUUACAACCCCAGGCAGUACGACUAUGACCGCGAUGAUGUUGGUGACCGCUGCGACAACUGCCCUUACAAUAGUAACCCAGACCAAACGGACACAGACAACAAUGGAGAGGGAGACGCCUGUGCUGUGGACAUUGAUGGAGAUGGCAUAAUGAAUGAGAAAGACAACUGCCCCCAUGUGUACAAUGUCGACCAGAAGGACACAGAUCUGGACGGCGUGGGAGACAUGUGUGAUAACUGCCCUCUGGAACAUAAUCCAGAUCAGGUGGAUUCAGAUGAUGACCGAGUGGGAGACAAGUGUGACAGCAACCAGGACAUCGAUGAGGACGGACACCAGAACAACCUGGACAACUGCCCGUAUAUCCCCAACGCCAACCAGGCUGACCAUGACAAAGAUGGCAAGGGAGACGCCUGUGAUCAUGAUGACGAUAACGAUGGUGUCCCUGAUGACAAGGACAACUGCAGACUUGUCUUCAACACUGACCAACUGGACUCUGACGGUAAUGGUCGUGGAGAUGCUUGCAAAGACGACUUUGACCAAGACAACGUGCCUGACAUCUACGACGUGUGCCCAGAAAACUUUGACAUUAGUGAGACAGACUUCCGCAAGUUCCAGAUGGUUCCUCUCGACCCCAAAGGCACUUCCCAGAUUGAUCCUAACUGGGUCGUCCGCCAUCAAGGCAAAGAGCUGGUUCAGACUGUCAACUGCGACCCUGGAAUCGCUGUCGGUUAUCACGAGUUCAAUUCAGUGGACUUCAGCGGGACUUUCUUCAUCAACACUGAGAGGGAUGAUGAUUACGCCGGCUUUGUGUUUGGAUACCAGUCCAGUUCCAGGUUCUACGUGGUGAUGUGGAAGCAGAUUACACAGACAUAUUGGUCGAAUAAACCCACCAAGGCCCAGGGCUACUCUGGCUUGUCCAUUAAAAUGGUUAACUCCACCACUGGUCCAGGAGAGCACCUCAGGAACGCCCUCUGGCACACAGGAAAUACACCAGGACAGGUCCGCACUCUCUGGCAUGACCCCAAGAGCGUUGGAUGGAAAGACUUCACCGCCUACAGAUGGCAUCUGAUCCACAGACCGAGAACAGGACUUAUAAGAGUUGUGAUGUACGAGGGCAAGAAGAUCAUGGCAGAUUCUGGUAACAUCUAUGACAAGUCAUAUGCUGGCGGCAGGCUAGGUCUUUUUGUCUUCUCACAAGAGAUGGUAUACUUCUCAGACCUCAAGUAUGAAUGCAGAGAUACCUAAAUGCACUGCCCAGAAAGCUCUGAGGAAUGCACCUUUUUUGUAUAAAGUAUGAACUUAUGUAUUCUGAUGCAAAGUCCAGGGACCGAUUUAUCCCCGCAACUCUUUCUUCUGCGGCACGCACACUCUGACGACGCGAAGGGCAUGUGGUCAGCCUCAGGGUAACUUGAAGCUGGUUUUGAGCGAAGCACCGACCGGUUGACUGCCAGUUGAGGAUCAGAGAGCUCGGUCUCCUCCGCCCUUAGCAUCCAUGAGGGCAGGGAGAGCUG
This is a messenger RNA of Notothenia coriiceps (black rockcod), 3976 nucleotides long. RefSeq names its product thrombospondin 1b (gene thbs1b). Gene Ontology annotation, cellular component: extracellular region. Gene Ontology annotation, biological process: cell adhesion; negative regulation of angiogenesis. The transcript has 23 exons. Gene Ontology annotation, molecular function: protein binding; calcium ion binding. The record is from RefSeq and is a predicted model, not a curated record. The coding region runs from base 201 to 3710 and encodes 1169 amino acids. Lineage: Eukaryota; Metazoa; Chordata; Actinopteri; Perciformes; Nototheniidae.